AUGGAUCGUGCCCAAGCCGUCAGAUCGCCGCUGGACCAACUCGAGGCGCAGGUCAAUCUCGUCGUCAUCGCUGGUGCAAACAACAACUUUCACGAUGCGCUUGAUCAAUUGGAAGGCGAACUGUCUAACUCCGUUACAACGUUUUCCGCUCUAUCUUAUCAUCUCAAUCGACAACAACCACUGAUAAUGCUAUCANNGACUCUGGCACGUGCAGUCAUGCGACGUGAUCUCGCUGUAUACCGCUCUCAGCGAGGAGCUCGAGUGAAAACCGAGGCUACCGCCACAGUAGAACCUGCGAGUGGCAUAGACAACACAACAGCAAUCCACCUAGAUGAUGACGUUGUCAUGGGCGAGUCACCAGUCCAAGAUGCUAAACUAUCACCACUUAAGGAAGUAAUCUCAUCAUUGGAAGGAGAGAAACCCACUGAACGAACCCCACCACUUCACCUUGACAUUCCUGGACAAGACCACCAAGCCGCGGGUCAUCCGGGCGAUGAAAACACUGGCACAUACAGCAACUUCGAUUUCGAGUCCCUCUUCAACGACCCAAGCAGUGCAGGUGGCGGAUCCAGAGCAAGNCCCAAAAAUAUACCCGACCCUUCACCACCUGCACCACGAGCAAAAGAGGCACCGCCAGUCAACCCUCCAGCACAAGAUACAAAGCCUCCUCCGACCAGAACGAUGACCAUUCCCGACGAUGAACCCAUCAAACCAGCAUCCUUCAACAACGGCGACGACGACUUCGAUUUUGCCGACCUGACAAGCUUCGGCCCCGCUGACACAGACAUGCAAGACACAGAUGGCAUAUCCUCCCUUCUCCCCGGCCUCGAGAGCUAUGCAAACUCUGGCGGUGGCAACGGAGGCACGGAAUCAAANCCCCAAUCGGUUCCUGCAGACUUUGACAUCUUUGACGCGGCGGGUGUUGGUGACUUUGGCAAUGCUCAGCCACAGCAGAGNCCAAAGGUUGAUGCUAAGCAAGAUGCGCAACAGCAGCCUCAAAUGGGCAAUAGAGACGACACUUUCGACGACAUUAUGAACUUUACAGAGUUUGACAUGGGCGACUUUUCUGGGAGUGCCGCCGGCGAGGGCGGUGAAAGUAAAUUUGAUGCCUCAUUCUUUGACAUUUGA
Messenger RNA from Aureobasidium vineae, 1128 nucleotides. NCBI's taxonomy places the organism in Eukaryota, Fungi, Ascomycota, Dothideomycetes, Dothideales, Saccotheciaceae. The record is from the annotation of a GenBank genome assembly.